AUGAAUGUAAACAUAAACCAUCAAUAUGAUAUUAGGAACUUGCAAGAACAAAGGGAAUAUGCUGAUUACAAUUUUUAUGAUUACCCAAAAAAUUUUGAUAUGUUAGAUCAAAAUAAUAAAUUUAAUAACCCAUUAAAUUCUUCUUAUUAUAAACAAAGAGAAAUAAAUGUUCCUUCUAUAAAUUUAAAGAGUAGAAGUUCUCACAUUAAUACAAAUAAUGAGUUAAUGAGAGAAUCAAAUAAUUUUUUAAAUGUUGUUCCAAUAUCAUCAAAAGACAUAGAAUAUUAUGAAUAUGUAAAUCCUCCAAUAAAUCUGAAUGAAGAAAAUUAUUACAAUCAUUAUGAAGUAAAUAAUAAUAUAAUACCAACUGAUGGUGUAAAAUAUGAAAUGAAUAAUGAAAUAAAUAGAACCCAGUUAAUUCACAAUUUAAGUGACAAACUAAAUAACUCAUAUGCAAAUUUAAAUAAUGGCAAUUAUGUAAAUGAGGAAAUUAUCCAUAAUGAGAUUAAUAAUUACAGAGAACCAAAUCAUAUAAAUAAUUCAUUUGAUUAUUUAAAUUAUAAUAUGAAUAAUAUGAAUUCUAAUUAUAUAGUGGAGAAUUAUAAUUCUGUUUUAAGUAAUAAUAUAAAAAAUAUACCUUUUAACUCAAUACAUAAUAAUAAUUUUAAUAAUGAAAAUUAUAAUUUAUUAAAUAUGGAUAAUUCACCUAUGCUUUUUAGUAAGAAUACACAGGAAUUUAAUGAAAAUGAAAUGAAUUUUUCAAAACUUAAAAAUAUUAACUUGAGCAAAAAUAUUACAAAUACUUUAGACCAAUUACAGGCAAUUGUAUGUUUACAAAAAUUAGAAGAAAUUCCAGCUCCAUUUUUAAAUAUAAAUGAAAUAAAAUACUCAGUUAGUGUUUACUUUAAUUCUUAUGAUGAUAUUAUUAAUAAAUAUCAAUCUAAAUUUUAUAAUUGCAAAUUAAAUGAGUCGUAUACUUAUGCUGAUUGUGAUUUGCAAAAUGAAAUAAUUAGUCUGCCAUUUAAUAAUGAAGAAUUUAUUUAUUUAAAAGUUAUUGAAACAUCUGUUUAUAAAACAGAAAUUACCGGAAGAUUGCAAUUAAAAGUCAAAUCAUUAUCACAAGAAUAUCCUUUAAGAAUACCAAUAAUAGGAGAUGAUGGUAACUCAAAAGGAUUUUUAAUUAUGAAUUUUUUUAUUACGUCAUCAUAUUAUGAUGUAAAAAAUGAUAUAUUAACAGAAAAGUCAACUUUACCAAAUAGAACAAAAUCCACAAGAAUAAGAAGGAAAAAUAACGGUUUUCAUUUUUUUGAAAAUUUUACCAAAUGGUGUUGUGAAAUAACAGAUGAUCACAUAAAUUAA
Molecule: messenger RNA, 1359 nt
Organism: Plasmodium gallinaceum
Lineage: Eukaryota; Apicomplexa; Aconoidasida; Haemosporida; Plasmodiidae
Product: conserved Plasmodium protein, unknown function
Exons: 1
Coding region: 1-1359 (452 amino acids)
Source: RefSeq, a predicted model, not a curated record